Molecule: messenger RNA, 444 nt
Organism: Phytophthora nicotianae INRA-310
Lineage: Eukaryota; Oomycota; Peronosporomycetes; Peronosporales; Peronosporaceae
Exons: 2
Coding region: 1-444 (147 amino acids)
Source: RefSeq, a predicted model, not a curated record
AUGCGCAAGCGCAAGCCUGAUAAUAUCAGAGGCAUCAGUCGCUUGGUCCGCAGCCUUGACGCAACGUUGCAAGACGAGUGUACAGUACUCGUGCUACGGCGCAUUGAGGAGAGUGCAACCAAGGGCGUGACGAAUCUUCACGCUGUGUUGGGGCAGGAGUAUGACUGGCCGUGUUCCGCUGUGGAGCUUCCGCGUUGCCCAGCGCUGCUUGGAAACAUGAGCAAGAUGGCUGGCGCAGCGUCUUUGGCGACCAGUGGCUACUUAUCUCCCCGAUCUUUGCUUGACUACCGAGUCGUGCUGCGCUGCGUUUGGGACCUGCCGGUGGCACGUGUUGGCAACCCGUUUGGCCCAUACAACAAUAUUGUUGAGAACCGCACGCUGUUUCUAUCGCUGGGCGACUCGAUACUCAUGAGUCGAGGGCACCAAUCGCGGCUGCAGCAGUAA